Molecule: messenger RNA, 1557 nt
Organism: Pseudogymnoascus destructans
Lineage: Eukaryota; Fungi; Ascomycota; Leotiomycetes; Thelebolales; Thelebolaceae
Exons: 3
Coding region: 35-1222 (395 amino acids)
Biological process (GO): protein O-linked glycosylation; protein N-linked glycosylation; cell wall mannoprotein biosynthetic process
Cellular component (GO): Golgi apparatus; membrane
Molecular function (GO): alpha-1,2-mannosyltransferase activity
Source: RefSeq, a predicted model, not a curated record
ACUUCUUCAUGCAGAACCCAAAGACGACCGAAUUAUGGCCGUAGCGAAACCCAUACGGGCUUUGGCGUUUGCUUCGUUUAUGAUAUGUAUUUUUUUGUUUUAUCAGAUUUAUGAGGUCGGCGUACAGCCGCAGAAGGGUCCAGGAGAUGUUGUUACCUCAUAUGGAGGGGACCCUAUGAAUGAACCUGUUGGAGAACCAUCAGGUGUGUUGAAGCGAGAGAUGGAAGGCUACGCGCCAGGCCCUGCUGGGACAGCUCGGAUCAAUGCGACCUUACUUGCGCUGGUUCGGAAUGAAGAAGUUAAGGGGAUGGUACAAGCAAUGCGAGACCUGGAAAGGACGUGGAACCACAAGUUCAACUACCCAUGGACCUUUUUCAACGAUGUCCCCUUCACCGAUGAAUUUAAGGAACUUACCUCUGCGGAAACGAAUGCUGAAUGCCAUUAUGAACUCAUACCGAAAGAACACUGGGAGGUGCCUUCCUGGGUCAAUGGCGACCUAUUUCACGAAUCCACGAGGCUUCUUGCUGAACAAGACAUCCAAUACGGCGAGCAGGUCUCUUACCACCAAAUGUGUCGCUGGAACUCCGGACUCUUCUACAAACACCCAGCUUUGGCGAAUACUCGGUACUACUGGCGUGUUGAACCUAAUGUCCAUUUCUUCUGCGAUGUGGACUACGACGUCUUCGCCUACAUGCAAGACAAUAAUAAGACUUAUGGCUUCACCAUCAACCUAUACGACGCUCCACAAUCGAUUCCGAGCCUGUGGCCAGAGACAAUAAAGUUUCUCGCCGAGCACCCAGAAUAUGUACAUGAUAAUAACGCCAUGGAGUGGUUGACGGAUAGCCAGAGAAGGCCAGAGCAUAACAAGCAGGCGAAUGGGUACUCGACCUGCCAUUUUUGGAGCAACUUCGAAGUCGCAGAUAUGGACUUCUGGCGAAGCCAGGCAUACGAAGAUUACUUCAACCACCUUGACCGGGCAGGAGGGUUCUUCUAUGAGAGAUGGGGAGAUGCGCCUGUACACAGCGUCGCUAUUGGGCUCUUUGAGGAUUCGAGCAAGGUCCAUUGGUUCCGUGAUAUCGGCUACCAACACAUCCCCUUCUUCAAUUGCCCCAAUUCUCCAAAGUGCACUGGCUGCGUCACUGGGCGCCUCACAGACGGUGACUCAUGGCUCCAUCAGGAAGACUGCAGACCCAAUUGGUUCAAAUACGUGGGGAUGGGUUGAAUGCAUUUCCCUCGUAAUCAAACAGCCUUUGACGACCCUGUGGUGCCUCGUCUUCUACCACCCUGUAUAUGGUUGAGUGUACAUAUGGCGAUGACGAAUUGUUUGCUUGAGCUACAGUAUAUACUUCCUAGCGAAUAGCUGGAGCUGGCGUUGCGUUGUUUUUGGGGGUUUCCUGCCUGGAUCAUGGCCCCAGGGAGUUAAUGUAUUAUAGAUGAUACCUUUCACAUCUGGAACCUAGUGUAUAGGUAUCAGAGGUACGACCCGGCAAUGGGAGUGAAGGCCAACCGGGCUUGGAUUAUGAAUAAUGAGUUGAUGAAUUAGAACAGAAAAUAUUC